AUGGCAGAAGUUGGAAUGGGAAAAGAAGUUGUUGAGUUGGUGAAGACAGAUACAUCUAAUGAAAGGGUUCACGUGGCUCCCAAGAUAGCUGCAGAGGAGGUUUAUGAGGUCAAAGAAUGCACUGAGGAGGAUUCUCUCUCUCAGAGUCAUAAAUCUCCUAAUGUAAUCACGGAGGAGAAGCCGUUGCAACCUAAUAACAAGAAGGAUUUGGAUGAAGAAGAUGACUGUUCUCUUGCCUCUUCCGCUGCAACGUCGCUGAGGUAUGGUAAAUCUAAAGUAACUCAUGGAACCGCUCCAAGAUUCAGGAGUGCUCAACGCGCUGAGAAACGCAAGGAGUAUUACCAAAAGCUUGAAGAGAAACACCAAGCACUUGAAGCUGAAAAGAACGAGCUUGAACAAAGGCAAAAGGCAAGAAACCGAUAUAUAGAAGAGCAAGAAGCAGCAAUUAAACAGCAUAGAAAAAACCUCAAGUUUAAGGCUAAUCCCGUUCCUAACUUCUAUUACCAAGGACCUCCCGUAAAACCAGAGCUUAAAAAGUUUCCUUUGACGCGUCCUAAGUCGCCGAAACUCAAUAUGUCUCGGAGAAAGAGUUGUGGCGAUGCGGUUAACUCUUCCGGUGAAGAUAAUAAGAAGCCAGUGUCUUCACAGAACCGACACAGCGUCGGUAAAAUAGGAUUGAAGCCUGUGAGUAUGAAUGAGUGCUCUCAAGAAGCUUCCCUGGAGGAAGAAGCUCUCUAA
Molecule: messenger RNA, 738 nt
Organism: Thlaspi arvense
Lineage: Eukaryota; Viridiplantae; Streptophyta; Magnoliopsida; Brassicales; Brassicaceae
Source: the annotation of a GenBank genome assembly